AACAAGAAAUCUCAGUGAUCAUCAUCAUCAAUGGCGACUUCUCUCUUCUUCAUGACAACAGAUCAAAACUCCGUUGGAAACCCAAAUGAUCUUCUGAGAAACACCCGUCUUGUCGUCAACAGCUCCGGCGAGAUCCGGACAGAGACACAGAAGAGUCGUGGUCGGAAACCAGGAUCGAAGACAGGUCAGCAAAACCAGAAGAAACCGAAGCUGAGAGGAAUGGGUGUAGCAAAGCUCGAGCGUCAAAGAAUCGAAGAAGAAAAGAAGCAACUCGCCGCAGUCGGAGACACGUCAGCAGCAUCGAUCUCUAACAACGCUACCCGUUCACCCGUACCCGUAGACCCGGGUGUUGUGCUACAAGGCUUCCCAAGCCCACUCGGAGGAUGCAGAAGCAACAGGAUCUAUUGUGGUGGAGUCGGGUCGGGUCAGAUGAUGAUCGACCCGGUUUGUUCUCCAUGGGGUUUUGUUGAGACCUCCUCCACUCAUGAGCUCUCUUCAAUCUCAAAUCCUCAAAUGUAUAACGCCUCUUCUAAUAAUCGCUGUGACACUUGCUUCAAGAAGAAACGUUUGGAUGGUGAUCAGAAUAAUGUAGUUCGAUCCAACGGUGGUGGGUUUUCGAAAUACAGAAUGAUUCCUCCUCCGAUGAACGGCUACGAUCAAUAUCUUCUUCAACCAGAUCAUCAUCAGAGGAGCCAAGGUUUCCUUUAUGAUCAUAGAAUCGCUAGAUCAGCUUCAGUUUCUGCUUCUAGUACUACUAUUAACCCUUAUUUUAAUGAGGCGACAAACCAUACGGGAUCAAUGGAGGAAUUUGGGAGCUACAUGGAAGGAAACCCUAGAAAUGGAUCAGGAGGUGUGAAGGAGUACGAGUUUUUUCCGGGAAAAUACGAUGAUUUCUCGGGAAAAUAUGGUGAAAGAGUUUCAGUGGUGGCUACAUCAUCAGUCAUCCACCAUCCUUCCUCUCCUCGUCACUCUCACCACCACUCUUCCUCUACUCCUUCCGCCGCUACUCCUACCCCAACCGCCGGUGCUCGCCGUAAGAUCGGAGUCGCCGUUGACCUCUCCGAAGAAAGCGCCUUCGCUGUUCGCUGGGCUGUCGAUCAUUACAUCCGUCCCGGUGACGCCGUCGUCAUUCUCCACGUUUCUCCAACCUCCGUUCUCUUCGGCGCCGAUUGGGGACCACUCCCUCUCCAAACUCCUCCUCCUCCUUCCGCCGCUACCGAUCCCGGAGCUCAACCGAAACCUAGUCAGGAAGAUUUCGAUGCGUUUACUUCUUCCAAAGUAGCGGAUCUAGCGAAGCCAUUGAAGGAAGCUGGGUUCCCUCAUAAGAUCCAUAUAGUGAAAGAUCACGAUAUGAGAGAGAGGCUUUGUUUAGAGACUGAACGGCUUAAUCUAAGCGCUGUGAUAAUGGGAAGCAGAGGAUUUGGUGCUGAGAAGAGAGGAAGUGAUGGCAAGCUUGGCUCUGUUAGUGAUUAUUGUGUUCAUCAUUGUGUUUGUCCUGUUGUUGUGGUUAGAUAUCCUGAUGAUCGUGAUGGUCCUCCUCCUCCUGGGAAUGUUGGAGCUACGAGAGAAGCUAUUGUGACUGUUAAAUCACGUAGGGAUGAUGAUGAUGAUGAUGAAGAUGAUGAUGAGACUAAGAUUGCUGCUGCUGUUUCUGAUCAUCAUGAACACAUCAAAGGUCAGGAUCAUUCAUUUUUUUCUCUUGUGGUUUUCGUAUUCACUUGCACCGUUGACUUGUUGAUGUAUAUGUUAGCUUAGUGUAACAGAGAGAUAUCCAUAGAUGGGAACUUGAAAACUUAGAUUUUUCCAUGGAUUCGUUUCCACAAGUUAGAGUAUUGUGAUGUUUAAUUCUGUUCAACUAUUGAUUUUUCUUGUUAAACUCUGUUUCAGCUUGUACUUAUCUAACUUUCUGCUUUAGUAUCGAAAAGUAACAAUGAUAUUUUAUUCUGUUAUUCGUUUCUCUUCUCAAGAUUCCAUUUUUUCUUCAUUUGCUUUGUUGAGUGUUUGCUAUUUCCGUUGCCUUUUUUUAUGAUUAUCUUGAAAAUUAGGCAGAUUUCCACUGCAAGUGGUUCAAAUGAGCUUCAACAUUUUCUUCAAUUCAUGAUUUUCCUAGUCUGCUUUGGCUCUUCUUUGCUAACCACUGCUUGUGUUUCAAUUCGAAUAUUCUUGAAACCUCCUAGUAUAGAAGAUAAUUGCUUUUGGCCCACCAAGAAAAGUUUGUUUUUAUGAUUGUUUUCUAUCUUUUCUCUGGCUUGGAGUAAUAGUAAGCAAAGUAUUACAAUUCUUGACUUGAUAAAGAAGAGAAGAAAUGAAUCCCUGAGCUCCCUCCCUGGCUUCACUCCUUUAGUAAAUUUUAGUGAAAACAUGCAUCUGGUGGAAUAUUGUAAACUCUGUUGCCUGUAAUAUGAAUGUAAAUAAGUAUCUUCUAACUUU
This is a messenger RNA of Arabidopsis arenosa, 2430 nucleotides long. NCBI's taxonomy places the organism in Eukaryota, Viridiplantae, Streptophyta, Magnoliopsida, Brassicales, Brassicaceae. The record is from the annotation of a GenBank genome assembly.